Paramuricea clavata is the source of this 597-nucleotide messenger RNA. NCBI's taxonomy places the organism in Eukaryota, Metazoa, Cnidaria, Anthozoa, Malacalcyonacea, Plexauridae. The record is from the annotation of a GenBank genome assembly.
AUGACGAUAAAUUCGAAGAAAACAAAAGAUAUGUGGAUAUGUUUUAACACAGCAAUACCGGCACCAGAACCAUUGGUCAUUGGAAACGAGGCAGUGGAAAGAGUAAAUUCUCAUAAACUGUUGGGUGUCUGGCAUCAAAAAAAUUUGAAAUGGAACUGUCAUGUUAAGAACAUUGUAAGGAAAGCAAAUAAACGAAUGUUUAGUCUGAAAGAAUGCCGUAGAGCGAACCUUCCUCCUGAGGUCGGUAUUACAUGUUAUGAAUCCAAGAUUAGACCUGUUUUAGAAUAUGCAGCUCCGAUAUGUGGUGGUUUACCACAAUAUCUCAUUGAUGAAAUAGAGAGCACUCAAAACAGAUGCAUCAAAAUCCUCGGCACAUCUCGGUGCAACUUUGAAACGCUAGAACAAAGAAGGGCACACCUAACUGUUAAGGAAUACCAAAGAAUUCUAAGUGAUCCGACCAACCCAUGUAAUAAACUUAUCCCCCAACCUUUUACCCAUGAACACGAUCUAAGAACAACAAAUAAUCUACCAUAUGUUGUAUCGUAUACUAAAAUACACCGGCAAUCAUUUAUACCUAGAGCUAUAUAUCCCUUUUAA